AUGACCUUGUUCAUUCAACCAGAUAAGGAAAAUAACCAUCAAACCAAAUUACCAUUCCAGGGCUUUAUCCCUGUUACCUCUUGCUCCUAUUCAGACUUGGAAACAGCCUUCAGCAUUCAUCCGCCUGAAACCAAUUUUACGAAAUGGAAGCAUUCGACUAUCAACUUUUAUUCUCAACAAUUAGAUGUCCAGUCCUUGAUGAAGGACCAAGAGAUUAUUCUCCCAGAAUAUAAAUCUCAAGGCCUGUUCUGGUGGAGAUCUAUGCUGACUUUUUAUGUAAUCCGACCGAAUUACCAGACCAGGGAGUGGCUCCGUCAGCAUGGUAAUACAGCAGCCCAAACAGCAAUAACAACCAUGCUGAGGUCUCGGGAAUGUAUCUCGAUCCAUGUACGACACUCAGAUAAAGGAAACGAGGUAGAUCUGCUACCUUUAAAGGCUUACAUGACCAAGGCAAAUGAGAUUCGAAAUAUGACCGGAAUCUUGAACAUCUAUCUGAUGACGGAUGAUCAACUUGUUGUCAAUGAAGCGAGACAAGAGUAUGGACGCAAUAGCACCGAAAGGGAAGGUGGCUUUGAGAUUCAUGUCCAAGAGAUGAUGCGAUCAAAUGCUGGAUGGAAAGACGAUAUCAAGAAAGGACGAGUGAGCCCACAAGAAUCACUAAAGCAGUUUUUGAUCGAUUUGUUUUCAGCAGUACAAUGUCGCUAUAGCAUCGUAACAUAUUCAAGUAAUGUAGGCAGAUUGGUUGGAGAAAUCAAGUACGCGAUGAAUAAUCAGGAUCCGAAGACCACAGUGUUCUCUCUCGACUACGAAUGGACUAUGUAUCCAUAG
This is a messenger RNA of Lobosporangium transversale, 828 nucleotides long. RefSeq lists its product as hypothetical. Lineage: Eukaryota; Fungi; Mortierellomycota; Mortierellomycetes; Mortierellales; Mortierellaceae. The record is from RefSeq and is a predicted model, not a curated record. The coding region runs from base 1 to 828 and encodes 275 amino acids. Gene Ontology annotation, molecular function: alpha-(1->6)-fucosyltransferase activity. The transcript has a single exon. Gene Ontology annotation, biological process: protein N-linked glycosylation.